Ostrinia furnacalis (Asian corn borer) is the source of this 318-nucleotide messenger RNA. Its product is annotated as rhomboid-related protein 3-like. Bases 22 to 303 code for a protein of 93 amino acids. Lineage: Eukaryota; Metazoa; Arthropoda; Insecta; Lepidoptera; Crambidae. Gene Ontology annotation, molecular function: serine-type endopeptidase activity. The record is from RefSeq and is a predicted model, not a curated record. The transcript has 2 exons.
GUUAUAUUAUCAUUGUUGCAGAUGAGCGGCAAGCGCACGCGCAGCUAUAGAUGCGCCGUGCACCAGCGCGACCGCGAGGUGAGCUCCGAGAACGACUUCCAUCUGCUCCUCGAAGAUCCCACACUAUUCGCCAGAAUGGUGCACUUGGUGGCUAUGGAGAUGCUCCCGGAGGAGCGCGAGCGCAAGUACUACCAAGAGCGAUACACUUGCUGCCCUCCGCCAUUCUUCAUCAUAUGCGUCACACUUCUUGAGGUAAACAUCAAAGCAAACCCAAUGUUUCUCGUUACCUAUUUACACAAGUAAAUCAUUGAUGUACUA